Molecule: messenger RNA, 1934 nt
Organism: Salvia miltiorrhiza (redroot sage)
Lineage: Eukaryota; Viridiplantae; Streptophyta; Magnoliopsida; Lamiales; Lamiaceae
Product: TGACG-sequence-specific DNA-binding protein TGA-1A-like
Exons: 10
Coding region: 573-1661 (362 amino acids)
Biological process (GO): regulation of DNA-templated transcription; DNA-templated transcription
Molecular function (GO): sequence-specific DNA binding; DNA-binding transcription factor activity
Source: RefSeq, a predicted model, not a curated record
UUGUUUCAUUCUUAGUGGAAAUCACACCAAUUAAAUUUUCAUUCUCCAACUCUCCUUUCAUUCAUCUCACUGUAGCUCACGAUAAACACACAUACACACAACACACACUAACUACAAAUUAGUAUAAUAUCCUUUCACAUUGUCUCCCCCACACUCACACUUGGACAUAUAAUAAUAUACUCUAUAUGCCAGUAUUGUCAUAAGUCUUUUUCUUCUAAUAGAAUAGUUUAUUUCCCAUUUAAAUAUAAAUAUAAUUUGAAAAAAAAAAGAGAAGGUAUUGCGUUCACAAUCAUAUUCAUAUUCGCUUCUUUCUUUCUUUUUCUGCUCCUCCUUCAGCAUGGAAAAAAAUGGAGUCUUGAUUUAGUUUUACUUGCUUUAGUUCUUGAAGAGAGCUCAACUGCUGCUUGUUGAGCAGAAGCUUAUUCUGAUAGUGGGGCUCUUUCUCCUCUCCAAUAAAAGAGAGGAUUUUAAGCUAUGGUUUUAAUCAAGAUCGAGAAUUUCUCCUAUCGUUGACGAAAUUUGAUGUUGAAUAGCUCGUUUUGACCUGCACACAGACGCUAAUACAACCAACAAUGAUGAAUUCCACAUCCACACAAUUUGUUCCCUCAAGACGGAUGGGCAUAUAUGAGCCGAUCCAUCAGAUGGGCAUGUGGGGAGAUUUCAAAGGUAACAAUUGUCUGGAUGCAUCUCCACCGAUGAUUCUGGAGGUUGACCCUAAACUAGAUAAUCAGUCAGAGGAUACUUCACAUGGAACUGUUGGACCUUCAAAUAAAUACGACCAAGAAGCAAGUAAACCACCUGAUAAGGUUUUAAGGCGUCUAGCACAGAACCGUGAGGCUGCUCGUAAAAGUCGUCUAAGGAAAAAGGCCUAUGUUCAGCAAUUAGAAAGCAGUAAACUAAGGCUUAUUCAGUUAGAGCAAGAGCUCGGCCGUGCUCGGCAACAGGGUUUGUACUCUGGAAGCGCUUUAGAUGCUAGUCCACUAGGUUAUGCUGGGAGUAUGAACCCAGGUAUUGCUACAUUUGAACUGGAGUACGGACACUGGGUGGAAGAACAAGAUAGACAAUUAUCUGAUCUGAGGAAUGCUUUGCAUUCAUCAGAAACGGGAGAUGUGGAACUGCGAAUAUUCGUUGAUGGUGGACUUGCACAUUAUUUUGAUCUUUUCACAAUGAAAGCUAUAGCUGCAAAGACAGAUGUAUUCUUUCUGAUGUCUGGCAUGUGGAAAACUUCGGCUGAGCGUUUUUUCUUCUGGAUUGGCGGUUUUCGGCCUUCAGAACUUCUAAAGGUUCUCUUACCACAUCUGGAGCCAUUGUCAGAACAACAACGUUUGGAUCUUGGCAAUCUCACACAAUCGUGUCAGCAAGCAGAAGACGCGUUAUCACAGGGGAUGGAGAGACUCCACCAAAUUCUCGGGGAGGCCAUAGCCAAACAACUCGGUGAAGGGAACUAUCUCCCACAGGUUGGUGCUGCCAUCGAGAAGUUGGAUGAUCUGGUGAGGUUCGUCGGUCAGGCAGACCAUCUGAGGCAAGAAACUCUGCAGCAGAUUUCGCGGAUCCUCACCACCCGGCAGGCAGCUCGAGGGCUUCUUGCUUUGGGUGAGUACUUUCAACGUCUCCGAGCAUUGAGUUCCCUUUGGUCGUCACGGCCUCGUCAAUCCUCCUAGCUCUCCUCUCUCGUCUUUCUUCAUCGCCUUAGUUAGCUACCAUAAUGUCUGUUUGCACAUUUUUGAUCUGCUUCCUGUGAUUGAAGAUUUGUAAAUAUAAUUAGCUGAUUUAUCAGGAGGAAGUGCAUGUGUGGAUACAUUUUCUUUUCUUUUCUUAUCAUUACAAGCUAUAUUUAUGUCUAGAUUCAGUAAUGUAAAUUUUCAGGCAUGUAUGGCUGUCUCCUUAUAUUUUCAACGUCUUUAGUGUGUAAAAUAAAACAGCUUCAUUUUGCA